Molecule: messenger RNA, 2056 nt
Organism: Folsomia candida
Lineage: Eukaryota; Metazoa; Arthropoda; Collembola; Entomobryomorpha; Isotomidae
Gene: Atf-2
Product: cyclic AMP-dependent transcription factor ATF-7
Exons: 4
Coding region: 157-1638 (493 amino acids)
Biological process (GO): regulation of transcription by RNA polymerase II
Molecular function (GO): DNA-binding transcription factor activity, RNA polymerase II-specific; RNA polymerase II cis-regulatory region sequence-specific DNA binding
Source: RefSeq, a predicted model, not a curated record
CAUUGGGGAAAUCUGAUCUUCAUUAUUUCCACGAAAAGUGCACAAAAUUUUGCGUAUUUAUUUAUUUUUUUGAACAUUUCGUUUGAUAACACAAUCUGUUUCACUUAUCCUUAUGUGAAUGUAAACAGAGUGGAUAUCAUCUUAAAUCCGCAUGCAAUGGAGGUUUUGGUGAGUAGCAAUUGUUAUUUAUUAUCGAAACUAAGAAAUGAGACAACUUUACAAAUCGAGAAGACAAUCGCCGUGAGCUGCGCCAAUGACUUGACUUUCUUCGUCCAAUGUGCCAUUAUGGAAAUUGAAAAACCGUUUAAAUGUACCACUUGUAGUUCACGCUUCACAAAUGAGGAUCAUCUCUCAGUCCAUAAACGUCGUCAUGAAAUGUCCCUCAAUCUAAAACCUGGGCAGCCUCAACAACAAUCUCUCGACAGUUAUGUGGACGAAACACCAACACCUACCAGAUUUUUUCGGAAUUGCGAAGAAGUCGGUUUGUUCCAAGAUCUUCAGAAUGUUAACCCAUUUGAUGAGUCGUUUUCAAAAGCAGCCAGCGGCAGCAGUGCAGGCACACCUUCGACAGGAGUUGUUGAUCAGUUUGAUUUUUCAAUUGCCUUGCCCACCUCUGCACUCGUGCCGGAGGGGCAGAACUCUUCUUCUUCAGAGUACAACAUGUCGUCGUCAUCUUCCACAUCCGUACGACGACGAUACUCGGACCACGACACGCUAAACACGCCCCAAGUUUUUGGCUACAUUUUAAGUACAAACACGCCAACGGCGACGAAUUUUUCUUCCACGACGACAACUGUACUUAAUCCAGUGCCAUCAACCGCUAUGACUUUCAGAACGAAUGAGGACAUUGCAAGUAAUACUCAUCAAGACGCGAAAUCAUUUUCCAAUCAGGAUAUAGAACAAAAGGUGUUUCCCAAUUCCAACACUGGCCUUAUUGGCAAGGAUCAGAAGCCAAAGACAAGUCUCAAACUUAAUUUAUCUCCGAUAACGCCAAUUCUGUCUUCUUACAAUGGGAGUGAUGAUUCAGACAAUAUCAAGCGUCAAAAAUUAAAAGGACUUCCCUUUUCAUUGGAGCCAGAAAAGAAGGCAGAAUUGCUAGAGAGAAAUAAAGCAGCAGCAGCUCGAUCAAGACAAAGACGGAAACAAUGGGUCAACAAUUUGGAAGAAAGAUGCGAAACUUUGGAAAAGCUUUUGGCCCAUGCUAAAUCCGAAUUGAUUAGGGAGCAAACAGAGAACCAAAUUCUUCGAGCCGAGCUGUCUAAACAUGGAAAUUGUUCUGUCACAAGGAGUCAAAAUUUUGAGGAGAUGCAAGUACAAACACAUGGAAUUCAAAUAGUUCUAGUCCCUAAAUCUACUACACAACCGAAUAUUUUAAGACAAACGUCGCAACCAAGUAUUAUUACUGCUAAUGAUAUUACGCACGUUAUUAAUCAAUCCGGAGAGAGUUUAACCACUUGGCCGAGUUUACCAAAACCCAGAGUUCUUGGGAAAAGGGGGAGACCCAGGAAAGGGCAAGAACGGAAGCCACCAGGGAUGCAACUUUCUUCUGCUACUACAGAUACGACUUUAACACCCACAACAAAACUUCCCAUACUUCCUGUCACUUCAGUUAUCGUGGACAGAAUUCCUGACGAAUGAUUGAUUGAAAAUAUUGUGCUUUAAAAGCAUAGAAUUAAAGUCAAUUGUCUGUUUUAUACGUAUUUAAAAAGGAAACUCUUGUUGCGUUUACUUUAUCUACAAACUAUAUUUUUUCUUCCUAGUAACUGGUCUGUCUCCUUUGUUUAGCCGCCUUUGUUUCGGUGUGAAUAAUUUCACUUGAUAUUUUAGAGCCUUUACAAUCUACUUAUUCCAACAAAACCGUAAAUCAAAUAUUGCUGGAGAGUUUAAAACGGUAUACAAAGUUUUAUUUUAAGGUGCACUAUAAAUACAUAUUUAUAACUAUUUAUUAUAGAAAGUAUUUUUAGGUAUAUGAUGUUAGCACAAAUACUUAUAUAAUCUGAAUCGUGCCACUAUUUGCUAUUUCAAAUAUUUUAAAUAUAUUGUCUGCCCCUGCUGA